Saitoella complicata NRRL Y-17804 is the source of this 1582-nucleotide messenger RNA. RefSeq names its product cyclin-like protein. Gene Ontology annotation, biological process: transcription initiation at RNA polymerase II promoter; transcription preinitiation complex assembly. The transcript is spliced from 2 exons. Bases 394 to 1434 code for a protein of 346 amino acids. The record is from RefSeq and is a predicted model, not a curated record. Gene Ontology annotation, cellular component: transcription preinitiation complex; nucleus. NCBI's taxonomy places the organism in Eukaryota, Fungi, Ascomycota, Saitoellomycetes, Saitoellales, Saitoellaceae. Gene Ontology annotation, molecular function: RNA polymerase II general transcription initiation factor activity; TBP-class protein binding.
CCUCGUCCUUGGCCCUUCAAAAAGUCAAGUAACCCACCAGAAGCCGUCUUCUGAUAGCUUGAUCGUUCACUGAACAGCCUGAUUACUCUCUUCGAACCCUCCGUUCUUGUGCGCUUCGACCAAAGUUUUCGGAAGUCCCUGUUCGAUCGCCACUUAUCGUGGUGCGAGUCUGCGACUGUUGCAAAAGGUACCUAGCUACAAUAAAACGUCCAUUUUCUAUCUCUUGGCCAGCAUUUAUCCCGUUACGAGAACCUCUGGCUUACACUGUUGGGUGCAGUCAUUCUUCUCGCUUACUCGAGUAGCUUGACAUUCAACUUCUACCUUCCAUCCUCGUCCCCGUCCACUUCUCAUCUGCUUUCUAGCUCGUUUCGCUUCGCAUAUACAACGUUGAAAAUGGUCUUUGUCUCCGAGACUUACCACAGAGACCUCAACGUCAAGGUCAUCUGCAAGUACUGCCAGGAAGACCCGCCAAACUUGGUUGAGAACUUCUCGGAUGGUGAUUUGGUGUGCGGGACUUGUGGAUUGGUGAUGCCCGGUGGACCUAUUGUCGACACCCGCUCCGAAUGGCGUACCUUCGCGAACGAUGAAGGCGGCGAUGACCCCUCCCGUGUCGGUGCUGCCAGCAACGAUCUCCUUCCCGGUAAUCAACUCGACACCAUCAUCUCCUCCCGUGAUGGUUCGACCGGUCGUGCUCGCGAGUUGGCACGCGCACAAGGAAAGUCGACCUCCGCGAGGAAUGAGAGGCAGUUGGUGGAAGCGCACAAGAUCAUCCAGCAAUUCUGUGAUGCGAUCAACUUGCCGAAGCAGAUUACUGACGUGGUGAAGCAUCUGUACAACAGAGUGCAGGACGCGAAGACGUUGAAGGGAAAGACCCAGGAUUCGAUCAUCGCUUCCUGUAUCGUCAUCGCAACACGGCAAUCCGAUGUCCCACGUACAUUCAAGGAGAUCUGUGCCCUCACUCGCGUCGAGAAGCGUGAUCUUGGACGCGUGUUCAAGGUGGUGGAAAAGGUCUUGCAAGAACAGGCCCAAGCUGGAGAGACAGAAGCAAUGGCAAACCCCCACAUGGACUCCUCGCGUACUGCAUACACCGCGACACAAGCAACCGACGCCGCAGACCUCAUGUCCCGCUUCUGCUCCGCCCUCGACCUCCCCGUCUACGUCCAAACCGCUGCAACCGAACUCGCCAAGAAAGACGCCGCGAAGACUAAAUUGGCUGGUCGUGCGCCAACUACUAUCGCUUCCGCCGAGAUUUACUUUAUGAGUCAUUUGUUUGGGAUGGGGAGGAGUGCGGCGGAUAUUUCAAAGAUUGCGGGUGUAAGUGAUUCGACGAUUCGGAAUGCGUAUAAGUUGCUUUGGGCUGUGAAGGAUCAGUUUAUGGAUGAGAGGUGGAGUGCGGAUAAGAGGUGCAAGAUUGAAAACUUGCCGUCUCCCUGAAGGAGCUGAGAUGUGUGAGGUAUGGGCGAAAGGUGAAAAGGAGCAUUCAAAGAAGUUAGACAUUAAGAUGGGGUUUCAAUGGAGAUUGCAAUUGUAUGAUAUUCGCUGGCGGGCGGAGUAAAUGGAGAAUGGGGGCAUUCAUUGGAGG